Cotesia congregata is the source of this 1507-nucleotide messenger RNA. The record is from the annotation of a GenBank genome assembly. NCBI's taxonomy places the organism in Eukaryota, Metazoa, Arthropoda, Insecta, Hymenoptera, Braconidae.
AGAAAAAAUGGCCAUUGCGGCGUCAGAAAACUAUCAGCUGAAGUGGCACAGCUAUGGAGCUCAUCUCCAUAGUUCAGUAGCUACUUUGCUUCAUUCGGAAUCAUUCGCUGAUGUUCUACUAGCUACGUCCUGUGGACGUCACGUUGCUGCACAUCGCUUCGUUCUUGCCGCCUGUUCAUCUUAUCUCAGUCAUAUAUUUCAGACUUGUCAUUUUGGUGCCAAUACCAACUCUCCAAUCAUCGUAGUCUUACCAAUUGAAAUUGGUUACCGUACAUUGAAAAUAUUAAUUCAAUACAUGUAUAGUGGCGAAGCAACAGUCACCAAUGAUCAGCUAGAAGGCGUUUUAAAAGCCGGUGAUAUACUAAGAGUCCGUGGAUUAUGGAGAUCUAAUACAUCGAGUAAGAAAGAAAAUAUUCAAUCAAAUAAUCAGAAAGUUGAUCGUGAUAAAAAAGAACAACAACAACCAGUGCCAGGACAAAUACAAAAAAUAAAAUUAGUCCAACCGAGUACUGAAAAAAUAAUUACCGAAGCUACGACAACACCUCAACCAGUUCCUGUACCGCUUGUUCAGCCAAUUAUAACAUCAACAACAACGAUGACAAUGACAAAUGCUACAGUACCAUCUCCUAGUCCACCAGUUCCGACAGUACUACCUGAGAAAAUGAAAGAAAAACCUGAAGAAGCGUCAAUGAAUACUGAACCGAAAAAAGUAGUAGAUGACCCCAAAAAUAAUGACCAAAUUAAGAAUAAAGAAAAUGUGGAAAAUGGAAAGAAGAAAAGGUCUAGAGAUAUUGAAACAGAUUCAAAUAAAUCUAGAAGUGAUGUUGGUGAUACAGAAUUAAAUUUGGGUCUUUUAGUGAAAGAUGAACCUAUUGAUUGGGAAGAGUCUAUGGAUCCUACUGAAUCGCUUACGAUAGAUCAUGACAUUGAUAUUAAACCAGAAAUUGUACACAGUGCUGACGAAGAUGGAGAGUUGGAAGAGGAGGAAGAAGAAGAAGAGGAAGAAUAUACACCUUUAACUUGUGAUAUGUGCAGCCAAACCUUUAAUCGUCCUUCUGAUUGGGUAAGACACAUAGAAUUUACACACGCAGAUAUGACAGAAAAUCGUCGGAAGAAACGUAAGGGUGACGAUGACGAUAAUAAAGAUUUUCCUCCAUUAAAAUGCGAUUUAUGUGGUAACAUGUAUCCUACACCUCAAGAAUGGGUUCGUCAUAUACAAACCGAACAUACCGAAGAACAAUUAGCCCUGAUGAAUAAUUCAGCACCGCCGAAACCUAAACGAGUUCAUAAUCAUCAAAAACUUUGUAAUAUUUGUCAAAAAGUAUUUCCAAGCCAUGCUUCAAUGGUAAUACACCAGCGAACGCACACGGGUGAAAGGCCAUUUCUCUGUUCUUACUGUAAAAAAGGUUUCAACGUAAAAAGUAACUUGUUAAGGCAUCUUCGAACACUCCAUGAUAAAUUUGUUCAUCCAAGUUUAUAUGGUAGUAAUGGCAGUAAAAAUGCCUAA